CGAAAGUCUCACCAGGAAGAAGAAAAAACACACCAAGACUUCCCUCCAAAUAACCCUUUCAAAACCUGCCGAAACGUCGCCCAAAUCUCUCGCCGAUGGACUUCGACACUUGCCGACUCGUCGCGGAGAGCUGGGCGGACUCGGUGGACUGUCCCUUCCGCCUCUUGUUCGCAGACGUGGCGGAGAAGCGGCUGGUUUUCUCCGCUCCAAGGAACGAGUCGGUCUCCUUCUACGUCGUCUGUCCGGACUGCGAGACGGAAAACAAAUGGCAUGUCUGGAGUGACUCUGACACAUCCCUCCCCUGCCUCGCCGAUGUACAAGACUUCGCCCAGUCCUGCCAACAGAAGUCCCUGGUGGAUGUGCUCAACAGGACUGCUAAAGCUCUGAAGCCUCUUCUAGGAGGACCAGUUGAUGAUGACCAAGAUGAAGGCCUAGAUGAUGAUGAUGAGGAGGAGGAGGAUGAAGAUGAAGAUUAUGAUGAUGAUGAUCAGGAGUAUUACACCAUGGAUGACCCUGAUGCAGCUCCAGAGACAAACCCUACCUCCUGUAAUACCUGUGUGGAGCAGAAUUGGUGA
Branchiostoma belcheri (Belcher's lancelet) is the source of this 575-nucleotide messenger RNA. RefSeq names its product maturin-like. Gene Ontology annotation, biological process: regulation of signaling; positive regulation of megakaryocyte differentiation. The record is from RefSeq and is a predicted model, not a curated record. Lineage: Eukaryota; Metazoa; Chordata; Leptocardii; Amphioxiformes; Branchiostomatidae. The transcript has 3 exons. Gene Ontology annotation, cellular component: cytoplasm. The coding region runs from base 96 to 575 and encodes 159 amino acids.